Molecule: messenger RNA, 1202 nt
Organism: Durotheca rogersii
Lineage: Eukaryota; Fungi; Ascomycota; Sordariomycetes; Xylariales; Xylariaceae
Exons: 3
Coding region: 101-955 (284 amino acids)
Cellular component (GO): endoplasmic reticulum; endoplasmic reticulum membrane
Source: RefSeq, a predicted model, not a curated record
UCCCUCUCUCUCCUUCUCUCUACCUCCCGCCGAGAUCGAGUCGCGACUGUGGCUAUCUGGUGUACGACAGACAGCCACCGCUUCCUCCCGCGAGCCCAAGAUGGUGGCCUUCCGCUACUCCGUUCUCGCAGCUCUUGCGCUGCGCGUUGUGUCCGUGUUCGCCCAGGCUGAUACUGCUCCUGCUUCCGACGAUGUCCCCGGCACCAGCCCGCUCGAGCCGGAGCUCAAGGCCGACUUCGCCGUCAGCUUCGCCGAGGCCGACAUCUUCGGCGUCAAGCUGGUCAACGGCCGCCCGACCCGCGCCUCCAUCGACGUGACGAACUACGAGGACCAGCCGAUCCGCGUCGCCUUCGUCGGCGGCCAGCUGCUGGACCCCGAGAGCCUCGGCAAGGACGUGGCCGCCGACUUCGGCAAGGCCGUCGUCCGCAACCUGACCACGAUCCAGUUCGAGACCUCGGUCGCCGCCGGCGAGACCAAGUCGCUGCCCUACUCCUUCGUCCUCGACAUGCAGCCCCAGGAGCUCCGCCUCCAGCUCGUCGCCGUCGUCACCAACGCCGCCAACCGCCUCUUCCAGGUCGGCAUCUACGACCAGACCGUCAACGUCGUCGAGGCCCCUACCAGCAUCUUCGACCCCCAGAUCCUCUUCCUCUACCUGUUCCUGACCGCGGCCUUCGGGGGCACGUGCUACUUCGUGUACAAGACGUACGUGGAGGCGCUGCUGCCGCAGACUAAGGGCAGGCGGGGCGGCGCCAGGAAGGGCGGCAGCGCCGGCGCCGCGGCCGACAAGGAGAAGGACAAGAAGGACAAGGAGCCGCUGUCGGGCGGCGAGGGCUCGUCCUCCAACGACAAGGGCUACGACGAGAGCUGGAUCCCCCAGGACCACAUCAUCCGCCCCACCGCCCGCCGCGUCAAGAGCGGCGCCACCGGCAAGGCCAAGGCUAAGCUCGCCGAGUAAGGAGAGGUGCGGGACGUUGGUGUGUGGCGGGCGGGUGCGCGCGUGGCGAGCGGAGCGGCUCGCAUGUCGACCCGCCGACGGCAAACGGAUCCGGCCGUCGAUCUCGUCUCCUGUCCCAGAGGGAACAGUAUAGCAGAAUGUAUACGCGUGUGUAGGGUACGUAUGUACGUAUAGAUAUAUGUAUGCGUGCGCCGGUCGAGGCGGGAGCCAGACCGGAACGGAACGGACACGGGAGGGCGAACCGGCG